ACCUUCCUCCCCCUAUCUAUUUAGUGGGGAUAGACACAAGUGAGCUUUAUUUCCCCCUUUUUUUCUUUUAGGUGGGGUUUCAAAUUGCAUAAUAUAUGUCUCAUUAGUUACAUAACUUACUAGCAAACAUGAAGAACAUGGAUUGGUAUUCUUGGUUAUCCAAGAGUAGCCUUGAUCAAGAACUUAUCUAUGAGUAUGGUCUUGUUUUUAGUAGAAAUGAGCUUCAAAAGGAGGACUUGAUUUACUUCAAUCAUGAGUUCCUUCAAAGUAUGGGGAUAAUUGUAGCCAAACAUAGGCUAGAGAUUCUAAAAUUGGCUCGAAAGGAAGGCGGAGGCGGAAUCGGAGGAGGAGGAACAAGUUCAUCAUCAAAUGGUCUUUCAAGACUUGUUUUGGCAAUCAACAAAACCAAGAAGCUACUUGCCAAGAACUUGAGCAAGCUCAGUAUCCACAGAGUUUCGACUCGUCUAGCUCUCUCCGAGCUCAAACCUUAUCGAACACAAUGGACCGGAGCACUAAGGAAGCUCGAGAGCUCGAAGGAAGAGAAAGCCAUAGUCACAACAAGAAGCAUGAUAAUGAACUCAGGACCACUAGACAGAAGAAUGCAAGACAAAUUUAUGGCCACCAACAGAAAUCUGAGUGCCUCAGGUCCUCUAGAUGGGAGAGUACUUCAAGAAAAGUUGAUGUACCCUAAUAGAAGUCCAAUGAAGUCUGGUCCAUUGGACAGAAGAUACAAAGACAGUGCUGUUUAUCCAAGCAGAAUCAAUAAAUCUGGACCAUUGGAUGCAAUGGGAUAUAAUAGCCCAAGAGUUAAUCACUAUAAUCAAGAAAUGAUGCCUGAUGAUGGAGUUAUCUACUCACAAUGGUCUUUAAUGUUUCAAGAUAUGAAGCCCACUUGACAACUCAUAUGAAGCUUUCAUCUUGUAAGACUUGCUGCAAAUUAAAGUAUCCUAGGUUAGUAUGUUUGUGUGUGUUUUACAACUGUGGUGUCGGUCCGGGGCCAGCUUUUUGCACACCUCGACUAAUUCCACGAGAUACCUACCACCUCCACAAUCACCUAGUUUAGUAAAGAGUGCAUUUUAAAGGUAUAUGGCACACAAGCAUGGGGUUUGCUGUCUCAACAAAUCCUUGUUCUGUUGUAACCUUUUUUUCUGCAUUUGUGUACUUUGAAAGUCUUGAACUUUAAUAUCAAAUAUGUAUGAUGGUUGUUUCAUAUUGAACAGAAAAAUGAAUUUUUAAGAUCUA
Solanum lycopersicum (tomato) is the source of this 1242-nucleotide messenger RNA. RefSeq lists its product as uncharacterized. Gene Ontology annotation, molecular function: protein binding. NCBI's taxonomy places the organism in Eukaryota, Viridiplantae, Streptophyta, Magnoliopsida, Solanales, Solanaceae. The record is from RefSeq and is a predicted model, not a curated record.